CCGCUGCGGUCUACUGUAUUCAUGUGAUAGAGCUACGUCUUGUGUUAGUAUUAGUAGCCAUAGCACAGCCACAACAACAAAGCAUUUCAGGGUUUAAUUUCCCUGCACACGCGGUGAAAAUCACCAUCCAUGUCUCUCCCCGACGACUUGCCGGAGAUGGAUGGGGCGGACCUGCUGGGUCUCCUCUUCGAAGACCAGGGGGUGGGGGUACAGGACCCCCUCUUCUCCAAUGGGGAUAAGCUCAUUGACGACUGGCUGCUGGAUCAAGAUGUGCUGCAGGACAUGGACACGGAGGACUUCCUGGACAGGCUGCUGGACGAGGGGGUGAUGGCGGAGGACGAGCCCUGCCUCUCCCACUCCCCCCACGGCAGCGACAGCGGCGUCUCCGUGGACAGCGGAGGCGUCGCCCUGGCAACCUGCCCCCUCAGCCCCCACAGCAGCACCAGCAGCAGCAGCGGCGACACCGACCCGGCAAACAGCCCCAACUACUCCCCGGAUGAGGUUCUCCUCCACGACAACAGCCCAGCGUCCGGCAGCGUCGAGGAGUACUACUCCCCCGAAACCAGCCCUGAGUUGCAGGAGGAGGAGUUCUGCUCCCCCGAGGGCGUGCCGGAGAGCCCGGAGGUGCUGGCCGUGCAGUCGGACCACUGCUACUCGCUGCAGAGCGAGGUCCACAUGCUGGAGAGCGUGCGCUCAGAAAGACCGGACUCGGACGUCUUCAUCGACUUUGAUGAGCUGGAGGAGAUGGCCGAUGACUGCUCUGAUGAGCUGCCCUGCUCUCUGACGAUAGAGGACUCUGAGCACCAGGGAGACACUCUGGACCAGUUCCAGUUCAAGGAGCUGGUUCUGACUGACGAGGAGAGGAGGCUUCUGGCCAAAGAGGGAGCCACGAUACCCACCGGCAUGCCCCUCACCAAGGCUGAGGAGCGAACGUUGAAGCGUGUGAGGAGAAAGAUCCGGAACAAGCAGUCGGCCCAGGAGAGUCGCAAGAAGAAGAAGGCCUACGUGGACGGCCUCGAGAACAGGGUUGCUGUGUGCACUGCUCACAAUCAGGAACUGCAGAAGAAGGUUCAACUGCUGCAGAAGCAAAACAUGUCCUUAAUUGAUCAACUCAAAAAGCUCCAGGCCAUUGUGAAGAUUUCCACAAUGAAGACCACCACAACCAGCACCUGUGUCAUGGUAUUCCUGCUGUCCUUCUGUCUCAUCAUCUUCCCAUCCGUGAAUCCGUUUGGGAGCAGCCAACAGAAGGGAGAACUCUAUACCCCAUCUCAAGUGGUGUCCAGGAACCUGCGCUCGGUGGACAAGCUGUACAGCUCUCGGGAGGCCGAGCUGGAGCGUCUGGACUCGGAGGAGUGGGUGGUGGAGGUUGAAGUGGUGGAGGACGGCGAGCAGCUGCUGGAGGCCGGAGGGGCCACGGUGGUGGACACCGCCAUGUUCUCCCGCCACAACCAGACGCCCGGCGUGCAGCGGGUGGAGAAGACCGACUCCGAGAGCGCCGUCAACGCCAACUCCUCGUCCGACUUCCCAUCUUCUUCCACUUCUUCUGCCGCAUCCUCUUCCUCUUCUUCCUCCAAUUCUAAUGCGGUCCCCAAUGCCAAUCAGGACAUGAAGCUGAAAGCCAAUCUAGGGUCGGAGGCGCACUGGGAGAGCGCGCCGCCACCAGGGGGUUAUGAGGGAAUGAAAGCCAAUGAGAACUGGAUCGAGCCCAAGCCCACUUCGGUUAUUCUACAGCAGCACCGUUCGGAUGAGAUGUAGAUGUUUUUUUGUUUGUUUAAAAAAGGGAUAGCUUUACUGUUUUUGUUUUUUGUUUUAGUUCAUGUUUCAGGGAUGUAGCUCUCUGACUGGGGCCUCAUAGACGGACCCCUCCUUUCAGGACCCCCGACUUCCUGGUGUCAUGGGCGACCAGUGCAAUUGCCUGUUAUUUGUAAGCCUUGAAAUUCAUGUUUACAAAUGUGAUUUGAUUGACGAGUAAAUAGGACGAGUAUCCUGUAGCAGUAAUGAAUUUUAGAAAGUUUCGUACAGGGUAUUUGGAGUAUCACUUUUGGCUGUCUUAACGUUUUUGUUUUUGUUUUUGUUUGUUUAAAUUCAGAAAGUCUAUACUGUUCUGGCCAGUAACAGCUGCGCUUCGUCCUUCGUCUUUUGAGCUACUGAUGUUUUUUUCAAAAGCACUUUUCCUCAUGCACCAUUUUAACGUCCAGUGUGUCAUUUUUAGUAGUUAAUUUCCAGAUUUAUGCUGCCCAUUCACAAAUUUGACCCUUUUUCAUCAACAGUUACUAAUCAACUAAUCUGACUGGUGAUUCAAAAUGGCAGACUUGCAGGGAGAGGAUCCACAUACUGUAUUCAUAAAUGAAAGGUUUCAAAAUGACCAAGCCAUAAUGAGUACUUGGCGGCAGCCAUAGCCUUGGUUAGGGAGAUGGACUUAGGAUCAAAGGGUUCGAAUUCCACCCUUACCUCUCCCUGCACCUCAAUCCAUGGCUGACGUGUACUUGAACAAGGCCCUUACCCCCACAUUGCUCCAGGGACUCGAAACAUUACCCUGUAAAAAAAUUGCAAGUCGCAAGUAAAUUAUCUAGAAAAAAUGACAGACUGGACUUGUAAGCUGCUUUCAUUGUCAUAGGCUACUGUAUGCCCUCAUGCCAUGCCAGGCUUUUGACAAGACGUUUAGUUGCUUGGUGGUGCUCAUUUAGCUAUCACACUGCAAGCAAAUGAUGUCUUGGCAAGUGAAAGUAUCUGGUUUUAAGUGGCAUUGUUCCAAUAUUGAGGAGAAAUUUCUAGAAGGAUCUUUUACCAUUUGCAGACCAUGUUGCUCAUUUCAGGUUUUUUUUCCUGAUUUGGGCUCAUUUGGCCUCUUUUUAGGAAAACAAGACCAACAUUUUUUUUGGGCAAAGAUGACAAAAUUCUUGUUAUCUGCUAUUGGAGUCAGAUAAUGUCAGAUAAUUCUUCUCAACAUUAUAUACGUAUAUAGGAGGAACUAGACACAUUCACUUGUUGCAUCAUUUUUGCACUGCAAAGUUCGGGUGUAGAGCUUCACACUCCUGUAAAGUUUUAAAAUAAUAGUAAUAAUGAUAAUAAGCCAUUGCAGGUCAUUUGGCCGUUUAGUCGUAUUCAUUUAUCCCUUGUAACAAGGGUGUCCAUGCUUGUAGUUGUUUCUUAAGCAGGUAUGUGCUACCUGCCUAGAUGUUGGCAAAAUCAUUGGCUUGAAUCACUCUCGAAGAAGCAGAAGGAUGUUCUGUUUAUUAUUGCCUUGUUUUGUCCCUUUAAAAACGUUUUUUCUUUUAAUUUAUGCUAUUUUGCCUCCUCUGUUUUUGUUUGUUUGUUGUAAAUGUGAUUUUUGCAACCAUUUCUUUCUGGCAUUUGGAAAUGGUGGUGGGUUUAAUUUGGACUGCCAAGUAUUUCUCCUUGGUUUCUGGAAAUGUAAUGACCUGCUUCAGUCAGUGAUGCAUUCAGACAUCAUCUGUAUUUUUAAAAAUAUAUAUACACCUCAGUAUACAUGUAUUUUAUUUGUGUCUGUAAAGGUACAAAAUAUUAUGUCUUUUUCGUUAAUUUUUCUACUGUUUAUAAUAGAUGGAGUAAAUGUAAAUCGAUAUUGUUGUAAAGUAGCACUGGUAUAUAUUCCAUAGCUUAGACUGUGAAUGUGCACUUGUGUCUUUCAGAUCAUGUUACUGAUGGAAAUUCAGAUGAAUGUUUUAUUAUUAAAAACAUCUCU
This is a messenger RNA of Engraulis encrasicolus (European anchovy), 3706 nucleotides long. It is a transcript of the gene creb3l3l, whose product is annotated as cAMP responsive element binding protein 3-like 3 like. Gene Ontology annotation, cellular component: nucleus. The transcript has 10 exons. Gene Ontology annotation, molecular function: DNA-binding transcription factor activity, RNA polymerase II-specific; RNA polymerase II cis-regulatory region sequence-specific DNA binding. Gene Ontology annotation, biological process: regulation of transcription by RNA polymerase II. Lineage: Eukaryota; Metazoa; Chordata; Actinopteri; Clupeiformes; Engraulidae. The record is from RefSeq and is a predicted model, not a curated record. The coding region runs from base 130 to 1755 and encodes 541 amino acids.